Messenger RNA from Fonsecaea nubica, 1650 nucleotides. RefSeq lists its product as hypothetical. Bases 1 to 1650 code for a protein of 549 amino acids. The transcript is spliced from 4 exons. The record is from RefSeq and is a predicted model, not a curated record. Lineage: Eukaryota; Fungi; Ascomycota; Eurotiomycetes; Chaetothyriales; Herpotrichiellaceae.
AUGUUGCGUGUGACAGGCUUGCUUCUUGCAGGAGCCAUCUGUUGUCUGACAGCUCCCGCGCCCACGUUGCCAACGGUGGACCUGGGCUAUGAAUUGCACCAGGCGACAUACAAUGAGUCCGGCCAAUACUACAACUUCUCUAAUGUGCGUUACGGCGCCCCUCCACUCGGGAAUUUGCGCUUUUCUGCUCCAGUCGCCCCAAGCACAAAUGGUACCAAGGUGUUCAACAAUGGCUCCAGAGCUGUGACUUGCUUCCAGGUACUGCCGGCCUGGGGCAUUUACUCCGCAGAUUGGAUUGCCAAUGGGACAGCCGCUUUCAAUAUCUCCGCAGGAUACCAGGUUCCGCCACUUGCUGCAACACCACCGCCCGACCCAACAGCCACCGAGGACUGUUUGUUCCUUGAUGUCAUGGUGCCGCAAGAUGUAUUUGAAUCUGCUGGUCAAGGAGCCGGGGCACCAGUGAUGGUGUGGAUCCAUGGAGGAGGAUAUACUCUGGGAUCAAAGACUCUGUACAGCCCUUCAGCGGCGGGCCUUAUCAAGGCAAGCCAGAGUCAAGGAGGGAAGGGUAUAAUUUGGGUUGCGAUGAACUAUCGCCUCGGAGCUUUCGGAUUCCUCUCUGGUCCAACAUUUCAGGCCUCUGGAACAGCAAACGCGGGCCUCUAUGACCAGCGCCUGGCCCUUGAAUGGGUACAACAACAUAUUGCCAAGUUUGGUGGAGACCCGAACCAGGUUACCGUGAUUGGAGAGUCAGCCGGAGGAGGCAGCACCAUGCACCAGAUCACGGCAUUUGGAGGCCUGAAAGGAAAGGUACCAUUUCAGCAGGCUAUCGUUCAGAGCCCUGGAUUUCAAAUGUCGCCGAGCGUGACCCUGCAAGAGGCCGUUUACUCCCGUUUUCUGGGAAUAGCCGGGAUCAACACCCUUGACGAAGCUCGAAACUUGUCGACCGAGGCACUUUCACUCGCCAAUUAUAAGCUUGUCGGCGGAUCGAGCCCAUAUGGCUCAUUUACUUUCAACCCGGUCGUGGACGGUGCUUUUGCCCCCGAUCUCCCGGGACAGCUGCUUCUUCACGGAGGGUUCGACAAAUCACUCAAGAUCAUGGCCGGUCACAACAUCAAUGAAGGCAUUGGAUUCAUGGAUCCCUUUGCUCAAAAUGAAACCGUAUUUGAAGCUGAUCUUCGCGUCUACUUCCCCACCAUCACAGACGCCAUCAUCCAAUACAUCUCCCAGACACUAUAUCCGCCCAAGUUUGACGGUUCAGUCGGUUACAUCAACCCCACAGGACGAGCGGCAUUGAUGAUAACAGAGGCGUUCUUCACAUGCAAUACCAACUUCCUGGCUCGCGCUUACAAUAACAGUGUGCACAACUAUAUAUUCAGUGUUCCGCCCAGCCUCCACGGAGACGAUGUGGCCUAUACAUACUAUGACGGUCCAAAUCCCUUGGUCAAGAAUGAUACAUUGGCGGUCAUUAUGCAGAGAUAUUUUACGAACUUUGUCAUGAUGGGCGAUCCGAAUGGAGCAGGGCUACCGCCAUUCCCGACAUAUGGUGCAAAUACCAUGGUGCUGAAUCUGAACCUGACGACGAUUGGCCCAAUCAAGGACAAUGCUGCAAAUGAGAGAUGUUUGUGGUGGCAGAAGGGUUUGUAUGCUUGA